UAUAGGAAGUGAACGUAAACUAUUAGCUAGGUAGCUUCGGGAAUGUACUGUUAGUCGUAAGUUUACAGUUGUCGCAGACUCCGACGGCAGGUCGAUGGCAACAAAGCAACGCCCUUAAGGACUGAACGGAGGGCUAAUGGCUAACAUGGCUAGAACAGGAGAGAUUAUUCAUUUGAAUGUUGGAGGGAAAAGGUUCAGUACCUCAAGGCAGACCCUCACAUGGGUUCCCGAUUCAUUUUUUUCAAGCCUCCUUAGUGGCCGCAUUUCCACACUGAAAGAUGAAACGGGGGCAAUCUUUAUAGACAGAGAUCCAUCUCUUUUUGCACCCAUUCUCAACUUUCUUCGCACCAAAGAACUGCAUCCCAGGUCAAUCAAUGUACAUCUGCUGAUGCAUGAAGCUGAGUUCUAUGGGAUCACACCAUUAGUUCGGAAGCUCCAACUCUGUGAUGAGUUUGACCGAUCAUCCUGUGGAAAUGUCCUUUUCAAUGGUUACCUCCCCCCCCCAGUGUACCCAUCAAAGAGGCAGAAUCGACACAGUGUGGCAGGGCCACAGUUCAUGAGUGGACGUUCGGGCCCUAUGGACAGGACACCUGUAAGACGCAGUAACACUAUGCCACCUAAUUUUGGCCAUGCUGGUAUCUUGGGAAAAGUUUUGGUUGAGGAAAGACUUGGUGGGCAGGUUGGUGACCCUGGAAUGGUCCGUAUAAUAUGCGGCCAUCACAACUGGAUUGCUGUGGCCUAUGCACAGUUUGUUGUCUGUUACAGGGUGAAGGAAUCCUCAGGCUGGCAGCAGGUCUUCACCAGCCCACGGCUUGACUGGGUGAUCGACAGGGUGGCACUCAAUGCAAAGGUCAUGGGUGGUUCCUUGGGAGAUAAUGACAAGAUGGUGGCAGUGGCCUCAGGCACUGAGAUCAUACUGUGGGCUAUUUGUCCUGAUGGCAAUGGCAGUGAAAUUGGUGUCUUUAGCCUGAAUGUGCCUGUUGAGGCACUCUUCUUUGUGGGGAAUCAACUCAUUGCAACUAGCCACACUGGAAAGGUUGGGGUGUGGAAUGCUGUGACCAAACACUGGCAGAAUCAGGAUGUUGUUCCCAUUAAUAGCUAUGACACGGCUGGUUCCUUUCUGCUUUUGGGAUGUAAUAAUGGAUCUAUUUAUUAUAUCGAUGUCCAGAAAUUCCCCUUAAGGAUGAAAGACAAUGAUCUGUUGGUAACCGAGCUCUAUCGUGAUCCCAGCGAAGAUGCCAUCACUGCCCUCAGUGUGUACCUCACACCGAAAACAAGUGACAGUGGGAACUGGAUAGAGAUUGCCUAUGGUACCAGCUCUGGUACUGUGCGUGUCAUUGUUCAGCACCCAGAGACUGUGGGUUCUGGACCCCAGCUGUUUCAAACAUUUUCUGUCCACCGUAGUCCUGUCACAAAAAUCAUGCUGUCAGAAAAGCACCUCACUUCAGUCUGCGCAGACAAUAACCAUGUGCGCACAUGGACAGUUACACGUUUCCGGGGCAUGAUUUCCACCCAGCCUGGUUCCACACCGCUCUCCUCUUUCAAAAUCUUGGCCCUGGAGGACAUUGAUGGGCAUGGGGGCUGUAGUGCUGGCACAGACAUAGGACCUUAUGGUGAGAGAGACGACCAGCAGGUGUUCAUCCAGAGAGUGGUCCCAGACACAGACAAGGUCUUUGUGCGCUUCUCUUCUAAUGGAAAGAGGGUGUGUGAAGUACGCUCAGUGGACAGCACUUCAAUCACAGCGUUUGUGGUGCACGAGUGCGAGGGUUCGAGCCGCAUCGGCUCCCGUCCACGACGCUACCUCUUCACGGGCCAUAGUAAUGGCAGCAUCCAAAUGUGGGACCUCACCACUGCCAUAGAGAAUGUUGGGAAGGUGGACACUACAGGUCUUGGAGGACCAACGGAAGAGGAGCUCCUGCAACUUCUGGACCUGUGUGACCUGGCACUAACUCGCACCCCUGACAUGAGCCCAGCUGCUUCCUUCACACAUUCCUCCCACCGUGCUUCCACUAGCAGUCUGCAGUCCCAGGCCAGUGAGAAUUCUCGAGAUCGCAGUGUUAGGGCCGUGGGCCCUUUCUUUGGCAGCCUUCCUCGCCAGAAUCCACCAGUGUCCCUAAAUAAACCUCGGGACAUGGGCUUGGGUGGUGCUAUGGGUGGACUGUCCCUGCACCCGCACCACAUGGGUCUCAGUCAGGCCUCCCUGAGCAGCACUUGCAGCACACGUCCUCCUCAGGGCACCCUUGAGAGAAGGUCUCCAUCAUGCGCUAAGGACAACCUGGCCCCUCUGCGACGGGGCAGCUUUGUGGAGCGCUGCCAGGAACUGGCCAAAAGUUCGGAACUGGUUGGUCCGGAGGGAGGGCGUCGUAGUCUGGCUGUAUGCAGCGAGCUGGAAGCCAGGUUCAGCUUGAGAACACCCUCCUCCUUUUCCUCUACUGCCAGUGCAGCCUCCCCAUCCCUACACAAAAUGGGAACAUCUGCACCGAACCCUGCCCCUGCUGCCAGUGCAGCCCGAUCCCAGCCACCUUCAUCUCCUCGCCAGGCCAGCUCCUCUGAGACAUCACCAAACCAUGCCUCUGCAACGGCGGACAUCCCUGCUUCCACAUCCUCCAUCAGCUCAAAACCUCCCAUGAAUGAGACCAGUUUCUGAAAAGCCCAUCUCAGUUUCCCACAGACAUUUCUAACAUGCAGCAUCUUCCCUAGGUGAUUUUCUUAGUAUUUGGUGUGACGUUGAACUUCUCUCCCUUUACUCUGUUCCCUGGAGCAGUGCGGGUGAGGUGCACUGGCAGGAAUCAUUCUGCGGUCUCGCAGGUCCUCAAGCACUGACACGGGUGAGGUUUAGAUGUCAUUCCAAAGUUCCAGCAGACCGAGCAGUGCUGUGUAAGGGUCUUUCUUUACUGCUUCAAAGCCAAAGAUUUUUCUGUACAAUGGGCCUUUCCUUACCACUGUGCCUGUGGGUCAUGUCAGGCAUCAUUAUUAUUUUUAUGUAAAAUAAAAAGAAAAACUUGGCAUGCAUGCAAAGAGGGGUUGCAUACACGCUGCCAGUGUCCUUUCUUCAUGCAAGAACCUUCUGAAUAUUUUAAAACAUCAUCUCAACCUGUGAUUCAUUUGUAAGUUAUUGUGAAUAUACAUAAUAAAUACUUGUGGUUUUGCAGUGAGAAAGAGAGGAAGUGUUCUGCACUGAUGGAUUUCAUCAUGGGUGCACUAGCUAAGGGUACGUCAUCUACCUGACGACCAAAGACUUAAGCCUUCAGGACCCAUUACAGUAUCGAGUGCAUUACUUGGUUUCCUGCAAGUUAUAUUUCUGUCCUGGAAAUUCAUGAUAUCUUAAUGAAGUGUGUGUAACCUAGGGGAUCAUGGCAAUAUUCUGCUUUUAGCAGAAUGGGCAGCUUGUAGUACAGUGAUUAAUGCUGCUGCCUUUGGACCCAAAGAUUACAGGUUUGAAUCCUACCUCCAGCUGUCAUACUCU
Molecule: messenger RNA, 3466 nt
Organism: Scleropages formosus (Asian bonytongue)
Lineage: Eukaryota; Metazoa; Chordata; Actinopteri; Osteoglossiformes; Osteoglossidae
Gene: shkbp1
Product: SH3KBP1 binding protein 1
Exons: 18
Coding region: 137-2647 (836 amino acids)
Biological process (GO): protein homooligomerization
Molecular function (GO): protein binding
Source: RefSeq, a predicted model, not a curated record